AUGACGGUACCGAUUAUAUCUUUGAUGCCUAGUUACAAUUCCAUGAUCAGAGGCUGUCCUGGGAUUAGUGACACAUUACCACGAAUAGAGUGCCAAUUAAGAGUGCGCUCGAAUAAUGGCAGUGAGUUUAGGAUAGCUAAGAUUGAAGUUAUACUAAAAUCUGUAGAAACUGUGUUUCCUCAGAGUCACGUAUCCUACUCUUUCACUCCAAUAGGCAAAUCGAAAUCAAAGCCCAGAAAGAAUGAGUCAAUCUCAUAUCAUUACAAAAAGUCUUUUUAUUUAGCUAACGAUGAGAAAUGUAAAGCUGCUAAGAAUAAAAACACUCAAAGAAUAUCAAAACCUUUGAUUGGAGUGGAUUUUCCACUGACAAUAUCUCUGCCAGCGGAUAUCAACGACACUAAUUUCAAUUCGCGGUUUGGAACUUGCGUAACAUAUCUGGAAUGCAACUUAUUGUACUAUGAUUUAGAAAAAGUCGGCCCUAGUUUCGAUAGUGUUCCUCCUGAGCUGAAGAAUUUUAUUACAACAGUUAAUGUUGAAAGAUAUACCAAUCUUCCAUUGAAAAAGCUAUUCCCAGCGAUAGAGAAGAAUUUCUACUCUCCGGAUAAAAAGCUGAAAGCCAAAGUGUACGUUGAGAAUCCAUGCAUUACAACUGAUGAUCUGCUUAAAAUAAAACUAAAAGUUAUGCCAAAUCAACAUAGUAGUUCGACAGCACCCGAAUACGAAAAUAGUGUUCUAUUCAAGAAGAAGUUAAAAGUCAAGAGUGUUACGUUUCAAACUAAAGAGAUUUUUCAAUGCCACAGUGAGACAUAUGAAUCGAAGGAAUACGUGCUGGACACAGAAACCAAGAAUUAUAAUGAGAUAAUCACAAUGAAUGGAUUUGAAACAGCAAAUGACAUUCAUAUAUGCACUAAAGAUGUUCUAUUCAAAGAAUUCGAAAAUACAAUGCUUGAGCCUGAACUUCUUUACAAACUGCCAAAACAACCUGAAGGCAAUAUGACCAAUAGAAAUGUUCCCACUAAAUUAUUACAAAACAAGGUUGAUGCUAUUCCAUUUAGAUAUCACUGCUCCAUAUCAACUAAUGGCAAAUACUACUCAAUUGGCCAUGCAAUAGAUAUAAAAAUAAAGAUUGGUAGUGGGAAAGAUUUUGAAUUUAGCAUUCCAAUAACAAUUUCACAAUGGCUGAAAUCACACACAAAAUAUAUCCAACAAGCUAUUAUUCAGGAACGUGAGAUUGCUUCACACGCAAAAAGAUUCUAUAGCGGAUAUGGGGGACUACAAAAACAUUCCAAUGGAAUGAUUGAGUACCCUACAUUACCACCAAUAAUAUAUGACUCUCGAGAGCACAAUAAUAGUAAGAAUUUCCAUAUUUUCCAGCUAACUUCAGGAAAUGGAAAAUCGCAACUAAAGAAGCUUCCCAUUAUAGACUAG
Molecule: messenger RNA, 1428 nt
Organism: Nakaseomyces glabratus
Lineage: Eukaryota; Fungi; Ascomycota; Saccharomycetes; Saccharomycetales; Saccharomycetaceae
Gene: RGL1
Product: Rgl1p
Biological process (GO): division septum assembly
Cellular component (GO): division septum
Source: RefSeq, a predicted model, not a curated record